GGGCACCAGAUAAAAGGGGGACGUCCACUGCUGAGAGCAGGGACCUGCCGCCGCCACCGGGGGACCCAGCGGAGCGCGGGGACCCGGGGCCGGGCCCGGGAGAGCGUGGGGGCCGGUCGCCCGGACCCGCACCGCGGGGCACCUGCAGCGGAGCCCAGCCAGCCGGCGCCUCCCCUCGGGGAUCCCCUGGGCGCCCCCCAGCCGGUGGCCGAGCUCCGUCCUCAGGCUGCCAGCAGCGCAGCGCUCCCUGCGAGGAAAACUGGUUCUCUGGGUUUUUCUGGUUUGCUCUCCGCGCUCCCCUGGACGAUCUAUUUCUGUCUUUUCCUUUGGGAAAAACGCGCUUUGCCAAUGACUAAUCGGGGCCCGUGCGGAGAUGUUAUCAGCUGUCACCUGCACCGCAGCCCCCGAGCCCGAGCCCGCGCCCGCGCCGAAGCCAGGAGCUAGACGGCGGGCGGCUGCAGCCCCGACCUGCCCGCACCACCUGCCUCCCCGGAGCUGCUAGACGCGGGCUGCCGCCUCGGCCACCCCUGUCCCUGCCCCGGGCCUGGCAUGCGGCCAUCCCAGUGACUGCCAGGGGCCCCGUGCAAGGGGCCGACCCAGGUGUCUGAGGAGCCGCGGGCGAGCCCUGGAUGGAGCUUGGCACCCAGACCCCUCAUGUCGAUCCUGCUGACGCUGUGCGCCGUGCUCCUGCCCCUGGUGACUCCGGGCCGAGGUGGCCGGCGGUGGGAGCCCUGCACAGAUCUGCGCCCCCUGGACAUCCUGGCCGAGGCCGUCCCUCCGAAUGGCGCUGAGAGCGGCAUCCGCGUGACACGUGUCCAAGGAGCGCUGGGCCUCCAGCUCUCCAGCCCCCAGGCCAUGAGCUUCCCUGCCUCGAGGAUUUUCGUCAGAUGCAAUCUCUUCCCUGAAGAGUUUUCCAUCAUCGUCACCUUGAAAGCUCCCAGUCUCCCCCCUAAGAAGAACGAGUACCUGUUCACGGUGGUGGCUGAGGGCCCCGACGCGCUGCUGCUGGGCCUGCGGUACUCGCCCACCCGGUUGCACUUCCUCUUCCUCAGCCAGGACGCGGCGGGCGCCUGGCAGACCCGCGUGUCCUUCCGCAGCCCCGCCCUGAUGGACAGCCAGUGGCACACGCUGGUCCUGGCCGUGUCUGAAGACUCCUUCUCCCUCACCACGGACUGCGGCGUCCCCGUGGACAUAACUGCCGAUGUGCCCUUCCCAGCCACCCUAUCGGUGCAAGGAGCCAGGUUCUUCAUCGGCAGCCGGAGGAGGGCCAAAGGCCUGUUCACGGGCCUGGUCAGGCAGCUGGUCCUGCUGCCCGGCUCCGACGCCACUCCCAGGCUGUGUCCCUGCAGGAAUGCGGAGCUCGUGCUGUCCAUCCCCCCAAUCCUGCAGGGUCUCACAGGGAAGCCGGAGGAUAAUGAGGUGCUAAAGUAUCCCUAUGAAACCGACAUGAAGGUGACGCUGGGAUCCCGGCCUCCGUGCACCAAAGUGGAGGAUGCCCAGUUCUGGUUUGACGCCGGGCAGAAGGGGCUGUACCUGUGCGUGGGCAGCGAGUGGGUCUCCGUGCUGGCAGCCAAGGAGAGGCUGGACUAUGUGGAGGAGCACCAGCGCCUCUUCACGCACUCGGAGACGCUGGGCAUCGAGGUCUUCGCCAUCCCCGAGGCCGGGCUCUUCAUCGCCACCGCCAACCGCAAGGCCACGUCCGCCAUCUACAAGUGGACGGACGGGGCGUUCGCCUCGUACCAGAGCAUCCGCACGCACCAGGCGCAGUCCUGGAGGCACUUCACCAUCGGGAAGAAGAUCUUCCUGGCUGUGGCCAACUUUGACCCCAACGAGAAGGGCCAGGAGUUCUCCGUCAUCUACAAGUGGAGCCCGAGAAAGCUGCGGUUCACGCCCUACCAGAGGGUGGCCACCCACAGCGCCCGGGACUGGGAGGCCUUCGAGGUGGCCGGGGAGCACUUCCUGGCCGUGGCCAACCACAGGGAAGGAGACAAUCACAACAUCGACAGCGUCAUCUACAAGUGGAACCCGCGGACGCGCCUGUUCGAGGCCAACCAGACCAUCGCCACGUCCGGCGCCUACGACUGGGAGUUCUUCACGGUGGGGCCCUACUCGUUCUUGGUGGUGGCCAACGCCUUCAACGGCACAUCCACCAAGGUGCACUCCCACCUGUACGUCUGGCUGGUCGGCUCCUUCCAGCUCUUCCAGUCUUUCCUGACAUUUGGUGCCGCGGACUGGGAAGUUUUCCACAUUGGAGACAGGAUCUUUCUCGCUGUUGCCAACAGUCACAGCUACGACGUGGAGGCGCAGGUGCAAAACGACUCCUACGUCAUCAACUCGGUCAUCUACGAGCUCAACGUCACCGCGCAGACAUUCGUCAAGUUCCAGGAGAUCCCGACCUGCAGCGCCCUGGACUGGGAGUUCUUCUCGGUGGGAGAAGAUUACUUCCUGGUGGUUGCCAACUCCUUCGACGGAAACACCUUCUCCGUAAACAGUAUUAUUUACAGGUGGCAGGGGUACGAAGGCUUCGUGGCUGUGCACAGCCUCCCCACCUUCGGCUGCCGGGACUGGGAGACCUUCCGCACCACGGCCGGCUCCUACCUCGUCUACUCCAGCGGCAAGGAGCCCCUCUCCCGGGUGCUGAAGCUCAGGACAGGGUGACGGGCAUGGCCCCCGGGCACAGGACCCACCUCCCGGCACCCGGGGACCCCACUGAGGAGCCCUGGGACCUCUGGGGGGGAUGCACCUCGCUUCCAGAGCCGCUGCCUCGCGGGCCUGGCCCUCCUGGACAGGAGACGUCUGUGCCCUCUCCGGCCGCGGACAGAAUCGUGGACGGCUCCUGGGCGUUCUCCGGACACCAGGCUGCCCUGCGCCCCGGGGUGCCUGCAGGGAAGUCACUUUGCAGGAAAGCUCGUACAGCCGUUUACCUCACAUGCAGAGGCCCGGUCACUUCCCCGGGGCGUCAUCUCGGGGCCUGGCCCUGCUGGCCUGGCCGUCGAGCCCGGGAGACAGGGAACAGGCGGGAUGCCGCCCUCCACGUUCCUACAGCUAUUUAUUGUACGUUGUCCACGCUGAAAUAUAUUUAUGACUCUCUGCACAGA
Molecule: messenger RNA, 3098 nt
Organism: Pipistrellus kuhlii (Kuhl's pipistrelle)
Lineage: Eukaryota; Metazoa; Chordata; Mammalia; Chiroptera; Vespertilionidae
Gene: TSPEAR
Product: thrombospondin type laminin G domain and EAR repeats
Exons: 12
Coding region: 655-2658 (667 amino acids)
Biological process (GO): signal transduction
Source: RefSeq, a predicted model, not a curated record